This is a messenger RNA of Acanthamoeba castellanii str. Neff, 1698 nucleotides long. RefSeq lists its product as uncharacterized. The record is from RefSeq and is a predicted model, not a curated record. The transcript has 7 exons. The coding region runs from base 1 to 1698 and encodes 565 amino acids. Lineage: Eukaryota; Discosea; Longamoebia; Acanthamoebidae.
AUGCCGGCGUGUCCGCUGCAGCCCGAUCUCGACCUGCUCCACAAGUUUCGACAAAAGGAGAACGAAUACAGCCGCGAACGCAAUGCCUCGCCUUUCCGAUGGAUCGACAGCCAGAAGAGGAGGCCGACCGAGCCUCUCGCAGACUGCGAUGAUUCCUCAGACGAAGAUUUUGAGGAUCUCCUGGGCGAGGGCGGCAAUCCGGCGCACUCUUCAUCGCGGAGUGUAGCGCGAGAGCUGAUUCGGUACGAGCCGCGACAGAUCCAACCCGCCAAGCUGGCGGAGAAGUUGGCUCGAGAAUACAAGAAGUGGCACACGGAAAUGACAGUAAAGCUCGAAGAGAAGAAGGCGGAAUCAAAACGGAAAGGCAACAAGAACGACUUCAGCCUAUCCACCACGCCACGGCAAGACAAAAAGGCACACCUCCUCCUCCCCCGCUUCAUGGCCUUCAAGCCACAUUGGAAUCUACAACCGGACACGUCCAGUCCGAGGAAAUCGGCGCGAGACAAGGGCAAGGAGACGAAGAUGGGCGAAGGCUGGGCCAAGCCCCCACUGGGCAAAUCGCUGUCCAACCAGCCAUCUCUGACCUCGCACGUUCGGUCAUCCAGUCAUGACCCACACAAGGAAUUCGAGGACGGGGAGAGUGGCAACGGCGGCGGCGGCGGCGGCGGACGGCAGCAGGGCGGCAAGACCAAGGAUCCAGUCAACAAGGCGAACACGGCCGGCGACAACAGCAGCAGCACCGCCCGCAAGAAACUGACCCAGAGCUCGGGGACCGUAUCGGUUGACGCCGGCACGCUGCGGCAAGUGAGUGAUUCGGGCAAGGACGUAGUACUACUAGCAGACGACUGUGGCCGAAGCGGGAGCGGCGGGAGCUCCACCACCAGGCACGGCCACACCAGGUCACCAGUUUUGACUGACGACGCCGGCGCGUCGUCGUCGUCGCCGCCAGCGCCCGGUGGCGUCAACGGCCACGACAGCAUCGGCGGCGGCGGCAAUGAUGAAGAGGCGGCGAUGACGGAGCGGUCGCGGCUGGAGGGCAGCGGCAGCGGCGGUUCGACGGCUACGGAGCAGUGGGGCGAGGCGAUGGUCGAUGCCGGCGCGGUGGUGGUGGUGGAAAAAGAGAAAGAGAAAGAGAAGGACAAGGAAAAGGAAAAGGAAAAGGAGACGCGCGGCGAGGGAUCGUUCCUGGCGUCGCUCAAGUCGAUGGCCAACCGGACCAAGGCGGCGAAGCGCAAGAGCGCCACCACGAGCGAUCUGCCGGCGAUGAUGAACACGAUCGACGUCAACGCCGCCAACGCCGCCCGGGCCGGGCUCAACAACGAGAACGGCGGCAGCGGCGGAGGCUACGACAGCGAGGGCGGCGGCUGCGCGGCGGCCGGCGGUGGCGGCCGCAUGAGCGCGAGGGACAAGAGGGAGCGGAGCGACAGCGGCAAGGACAAGCUGCGCGGCGGGCGAAGCGGGAGCGAUGGCGGCAAGGGAAAGGAGAAGGAGAAGGGCGAGCCUGUCACCAACGCCACGUCGACCUCGAGCUCGACGUCGACUUCGCUGUCGUCGUCAUCGACAUCAUCGUCAUCGUCGUCUUCGUCAUCGUCGCCGGCGACUGUACAUCUCCAGAAGGCGGACGUCAACAAGAAGGCCCUCGGCAAGAAGUCGCUCUCCAAGCGGGCGAACAACGACCUCCUCCUCAAGAACUCUUGA